AUGUUGAAUUUAGUAAAGGAUGCGACUCUCCCUCGCCAGAAAAGCUUCGUUCUUCUUUCUGCCGAUCCGCAGGCUUACUGCGAAGUGAAGGUUCUCUCCUCGGCUCCGACGAAUCUCAGUCGCAAGACGAAAAUUCACCAACCAUCGCAAAAUCCCCACUUCAACGAGGAUCUAGUCAUUCUUGUUCGUCGAUCAGAUAUCCUCUCAUUCAAAAUUUUCAACUUUCGUAAGACUGGUCAAGACUCGCUAAUUGGGGAAUGCGAGUUCGAUAUUGCCGAGAAGCUGAGUUCGAGCGAUGGAGAAUUCGCGUCGAAAGCCUUUUCCUUGCUCCUGGUAAAUUCGCAUCAAAUCACCAUCGGAAAGCUGAAAAUUAGCCUAACUGGUUUUGAGAAACCACAGAACGCUCAAAACGAAGACCGAGAAGAGUCAGAGACCGAAGAAAUCCGCGAACGCCUAGAAAAUAUCCCUUCUACGUCUUCAACUUCUCCAGGGCCAUCGAACCCCAGCCCGGGUGCAGGUCCUCGACCGACUCCGCGAACAACGAGGGAACGAAAUCAGAACCCACAAUCGCGUUCUCGUGAAAUCAUAAUGAAGAAAGUCGACGACAUGAGCGAUCGUGAGGUUACGUUCCUUCUAAAGCGCCGCGGCGUCGUCCAUCCACCCGCAGAUCCAGAACAAGCGCGAGCAAUGGCUCACGAGCAACGUGGCAUGGAUGCGGAAAAAGCGCGGCAAAUGUCCAUUCGAGAGUUGAAAGAAGCUCUUACUAGCGCAAACAUUGACAUUUCCACUGUUCUUGAGGCCGAAGAAUUGCGGCGAAUCUACUGUCAGAAGCUGGAAAGGGACAAGUUUGACUCUACGAGACCGCGCUCACAAGCGGGAAGCAGCAGUAACCAAGCGUCGGCGAGAGUCCAGGAGCGAGAUCCAACACUUCCGCCAGGCUGGGAGCAGCGUUUUGAUCCGCAAGGUCGACGCUACUACGAGAAUCACAACACACGUACGACUCAAUGGGAACGUCCCAUUGUGCUACCGCCUGGCUGGGAACGCAGGAUCGACAACGGCCGUGUCUACUACGUCGACCACAACACACAGAGAACGAGUUGGAGUCCUCCUCAGACUGACAUCGCUCAAGAUUACAGCAACCGUCUCAACUUGGCGGAUGGAUUGGCUCGAAGACAGUCAAGACCAGUCGAUACCGCGCAAGAUGACACUCUUGGUCCGCUGCCCGAAAAUUGGGAACGAAGAUGGAAAAAUAAUCGUCAUUACUUUAUCAAUCAUAAAACAAAGACAACACAGUGGGAAGAUCCUCGAAUCCAAGGGCGCGUCGGAGAGGCACCUCUUCCUGAUGGCUGGGAUUUGGCGACAACUGAAGAAGGAGUCCGCUAUUUCAUCGACCACAAAAACAAAACUACUACAUUCCAGGAUCCGAGAGAAGGAAGCAGCGAUUCGCAACACUCCAAUGGAAAGAAAUCAUUCAAGUGGAAGUACGGCCAGUUCCGAUAUUUAUGCCAGUCCAAUGCCAUGAACCAGUAUGUAAAAAUCAACGUCCGAAGGCAGCAUGUCUUCGCCGAUUCGUUCCAGGAAAUCAUGAAAAUCCCCGCGCAUGAUCUACGCCGUCGUCUUUACAUUCACUACAAAGGAGAAGAAGGUCUCGAUUAUGGAGGCGUUGCUCGAGAGUGGUUCUUCAUGGUCUCUCGAGAAGUACUCAAUCCGAAUUACGGUCUUUUCAAGUACAUGGCUCAGUCGAAUUAUCAAAUGGAAAUUAAUCCAGCGUCAAAACUGAUUCUUGACGAUCAUCUUCGAUAUUUUCAGAAGAUGCUUCGAAGAACCCUUUGUCUCAGAGACAUCAAAUUAGUUGACGAAGAAUGGGCCCAAACGAUGACUUGGGUGCGCGACAAUAAUUUGGAAGAAUAUCCGGACCUUGAGAUGUGGUUUUCUACAGAUCAAGAGAUCCUCGGCGAGAUCGAGUCCGUAGAUCUCAAAGAAGGUGGCUCAGAAAUUCGUGUGACUGAAGCCAACAAGCUGGAGUACAUACAACUGAUGAUUGACUGGCGGUUCACGCGAGGUGUCAAAGAACAGAGUGACCGGUUUUUGGAAGGCUUCAGUGAAGUUAUUCCCAUUGAGUGGCUGCAGUACUUCGACGAGCGCGAGCUUGAAAUGAUGCUCUGUGGAAUUCACAAGAUCGACAUCGACGACUGGAAGAGAAACUAUCACCUCAAAAACUACACGGCGAGCAGCAAACAAAUCAUCUGGUUUUGGGAAAUUGUUCGCGAGUUCUCUGACGAUGAUCAAGCAAAACUGCUUUCGUUUGUUACUGGAACUUGUCGUCUUCCGCACGGCGGCUUUGAAGAACUUAUUGGAUCAAAUGGACCACAAAAGUUUGUCAUCGAGAAAGUGGGAAAAGACGAUCAGUUGCCGCGAUCUCAUACAUGUUUUAACCGACUUGAUCUACCUCCCUACAAGUCCAAAGCAAUAAUGAAAGAAAAGCUUCUUCUUGCCAUUCGCGAAACAGAAGGCUUCGGCCAGGAAUAA
Oikopleura dioica is the source of this 2529-nucleotide messenger RNA. The record is from the annotation of a GenBank genome assembly. NCBI's taxonomy places the organism in Eukaryota, Metazoa, Chordata, Appendicularia, Copelata, Oikopleuridae.